AUGAGAGUCAAGCCAGUAUGUUUCAUGGCUGUGUGUUUACCUCAUGGUACUGGUACAGCCUGUAGUAUAUAUGUGGUUUUUACUAGUAAUAGUCAAACACUUUCGAUUUUGUUCUUGGUUUCAGUGUAUGCUAAAGCAAGUACCUGCUUAAACGCUGACAUCAUUUUGAAGUCUGAUAUGGAUCAGUUUUUAAUUAACCUAAAGGUACGUCUUAACGAUAGCAGUACAAAAACGCCUACAUUGGUUGUGUGUUUGAAGAACGAACGACAGAAACCACGCCAUUACUUAAAACCUGAAAAUUCUCCCUUCAUGCAAUUGAUUAGGAAAUAA
This is a messenger RNA of Kluyveromyces lactis, 330 nucleotides long. RefSeq lists its product as uncharacterized. The record is from RefSeq and is a predicted model, not a curated record. The coding region runs from base 1 to 330 and encodes 109 amino acids. NCBI's taxonomy places the organism in Eukaryota, Fungi, Ascomycota, Saccharomycetes, Saccharomycetales, Saccharomycetaceae. The transcript has a single exon.